Aspergillus affinis is the source of this 2454-nucleotide messenger RNA. Its product is annotated as retropepsin-like aspartic protease/reverse transcriptase. The annotation marks the transcript as partial. Lineage: Eukaryota; Fungi; Ascomycota; Eurotiomycetes; Eurotiales; Aspergillaceae. The transcript is spliced from 3 exons. The record is from RefSeq and is a predicted model, not a curated record.
AUGAACGACGAGACGGAUGGGUCUCCUAAAGCCAUCAGCAAGAAGCCAGAUUCACUGGGCGACAACUGGAUUCGAAUGCCAGGAAGCUUCGACCCACUGAACGAAAAUUACGGGACUCAAUGGGAAGACCGUGAUCCCAACACGGAGGAACUCUCAGAGAUACCGGAGACACCCGACGAAAACCUUCACAAACAGACACCCGGUCAGGAGGACGCUGGCAGCACUGACUCGGAAGAUGAUCAAGUGAUCAAGAAUACCUCUGAUCAUAAUCAAGCGGAACACAGAGCCUCUGAUUGGAAAGGGGAAGACAGCGAAGCCGAUCAGCAUGUCUUCACUCUACUGAAAGAAAUCAGUAACGAGCAAUGGAAAGAGAAGUUGAUCCAGGACCUAAAGCAGGAUCCAACCAAGCUUACAGGGGAACUGCGACGCAUUAUCUCGCAAUGUCCGCACUGGAGGAAGGGACAGGAUGCCCAUGCAGGAAGCCAGGGUGCGCUUGCAUUGGAUACUCUGCACACCCAGACCACGGAAGAAGACAUUGGACAGGAUGUUGGGAAGACUAUUGUCAAGUUCACUACGACGCGAAGCUUGGACAACAUUUCCCACGACAGCCACGAGGCUACAGUUCUGAAUCAGAACGCUCGAGUCAUGGUGGACUCCGGGGCAACGGGCAACUUCAUGGAUCCAAGAUUUCAGGAACAGCUGAAGAUCUUAGGAAUAACAAAGGCUACGCCAGAGCCUAUCACAGGACUGAACGGUGAACCAUUGGGAGGACACCUUACAGUCGAAUCAGGACCAGUACCCAUGGUUGUAAAGGGUCAUUUCGAGUAUAUAAGUUUCGACGUGACACCUUUGGGACGGUAUGACGUGGUGUUAGGGAUCCCAUGGCUUCGGGAUCACAACCCAGAGAUUGAUUGGAAGACAGAGAGUCUUCAAUUCACGAAAUGUGAAUGCCCACGACAAGGCCAGAUGAAGAAGGCAUCUGAGGCCAAACGGCGUGCUCAGGGCCAAACGAGCCGAGCUGACGCUAAGAGGUCAAGGGGUGGACCUACCAACACGCUAACUGAAGACGCCGAGCAGGUGGACACUGCGGUCGCAGUUAUGGCAGCAACCAAACCCACGGGAAAGGAAUGGUUAGCGCGACUUUCUGGUUGGGCACCAGACACACGACAAGAGUACGCCAAUACGAUGGCUACCACGGAAUACAACACGGAACUGCAUGAACAGAUCGAAUCAUGGCAAAUGGUCGAUGCUACAGAAUUAGCAGCCAACAAAGAAAUACAGCAGUUACCGAACGAAUACGAAAGAUUUCAGGAACUAUUCGAACAACCCGAAAAACCUGAAUUACCAGAACACGGAAAACAUGACCACCAGAUCCCUCUCAAGAAUGAAGACAAAGUCGCAUGCAGAAAGAUCUACCCUAUGUCAGAAAAGGAGUCACAGAUCUUACGACAGUAUAUUGAGGAACAACUUGCAAAAGGCUACAUCCGACCAUCAACAUCACCUGCAGGGCACGGAGUCCUGUUCGCACCAAAAAAGGAUGGGAGCUUGCGAUUGUGCGUCGAUUACCGACCAUUGAACGAACAAACCAUUAAGGAUCGACAUCCGUUACCGCUCAUUGCAGAGAUACAGGACAAAAUCAGAGGAGCAAAAUGGUUCACAAAGUUCGACAUUACCGACGCAUACAACAGAUUGAGAAUCGCAAAAGGAGAAGAAUGGAAGACGGCUUUCAGGACGAAAUACGGACAUUUCGAAUACUUGGUCAUGCCAUUCGGGCUAACCAACGCGCCAGCAUCAUUUCAGCGAUUCAUCAACGAAGUUUUGGGAGAAUUGCUCGACACCUUUGUCAUCGCGUACCUAGACGAUAUUCUGGUAUUCUCGAAUAACGAAGAAGAGCACAUCCGACACGUGAAGCAAGUGCUACGGAAGCUACGCAUUGCUAAAUUACGACUGAAACUCAAGAAGUGUGAGUUCCAUGUCCAAGAGACAGAGUUCUUAGGACACUGGAUCACCACCGAAGGAGUACACAUGGAGAGAAGCAAGGUCCAGGCAAUCAGGGAUUGGCCUGUACCCAAAAGCUUGAAAGAAGUCCAACAGUUUACCGGAUUGAUCAACUAUUAUCGGAGAUUUAUCGAUGGAUACGCCAAAUCCAUGGUACCGAUAUUCAACCUGUUGAAACAGAAUCAGAAGUUCGAAUGGACAACACAGGCACAGCAAGCCUUCGAGGACGUGAAACAGAGAAUCACGACCGCACCAAUCCUAGUACAGCACGAUCCAGAAAAGCUGACUACGAUCGAAACCGACGCAUCCGACUAUGCUAUCGGUAUGAGAAUGACACAACCGGAUGAGAACGGCAGAGCCAAACCAAUUGCGUUCCAUUCACGAAAACUUAUUCAGGCAGAAAUGAACUACGACAUUCACGACAAAGAAUUGCUAGCCAUAGUGACAGCAUUCAAA